CACACAUCAACAACCUCUGUCCUACAAUAUCCUGCUCUCAAACCAGACUCGUCUACAUCUUCUUCCCUCACACUACACACUCAGAAAGCUACACACGAAUCAGAGCUAUGCAUCGUCGCUCUUUGCGCCUCUACCUACCCACCAAGUUUACCCCUCUCUAACCGCCACAUCGCCUCGAUCUUGAGAGCAGCGUCUCUCUUCCAACUCGCACAUGUCUGACGAGGAAGAUACCCUCUCAUGGGAUCUCGACUCUGCUAUCAGCCUCCUCAAGAACCUCUCGCUCAAAUCUCGUGAUCCUUCUGUUGCGCCUCAGCUUCUCCAUCCUAGCUCCGAUGGAGACAAAAGCCAUGAGAACAACAAUGUGUCACUCGGUGACUUCACCAGUCUUUGGAACUUUCUUGGUCGCCCUUAUACGGCAGACGAAGAGCAGGUGUCGGGAUUGGUCAAAUACGAAGUCAAUAACGAGCCCGUCGCUGAACUAGAUCUCAACCAGCUGAACAAAGGUGUUCGGUGGCGAGAUGAAGUGGACGGUGCAGAUCUAGAAGAUAAUGUCGAACCUGUUAAGGUCACGGCUGCAUAUAUACGCAACAAAAAACGGGCAGAGAGAAGAGCAAGAGCAAAAGAAAGAGUUGAGAAAUUAGCUGCUCAACAAAAAUCUACAUCAGACACAACCGAUCUCGAAUCUGGCGAAGAACUCGAGUCGCUGCGUAGGUCGCCAGACCGAAGAGCCGUUAUUGACGACAUCCUCGGUCGAACGAGACCAUCUCUCCGCGACAGUUCUCCGCCAACGUCGCCAUCACCACCAAAAGCAGAAAUCAGAACACCUAAACGUGACUACCCAGUCUCGCACCCAUUCCUUUGGACUGCUCCGGGCGUCCCAUCCACAUCUAAGCGUAGUGCCAUCGCUCCACGCGACGGCCGUUCUUCUCAAGAACGUAAACGAGCACUCAUUUCCGAGUUAGCGCGCCAGUUCCCCGAAGUGAAGAAAUACCUGAAGAACUCGGGCCUUCUCGAACCUGCCUUUACGCCCUUGAACGUCUCAAACAUUGGCAUCCACGUCUUCGUCGACAUCUCCAACAUCUCGAUAGGCUUCCACGACUGCUUGAAAUUAGCACGUGGCAUGCCGCGCGAGACACGCCUGAAGCGUGUUCCUCUGUCCUUCCACAAUUUCUCUCUCGUGCUCGAGCGAGGCCGCCCAGCCGCCAAGCGCGUGCUGGUUGGAUCGGACAAAUACGCCGCGAUCCAACAGGCCAAGAGCAUCGGCUAUGAGACCAACAUCCUCGAACGCGUGCACAAGGCCAAGGAGCUGACGCCGCGACAGCGGAAGUACCAUUCCACCGGGGAGACGAGCGGUUCUGAAACGAACACCUCUUCUUUCCAAAUGCUAGGCCCGUCGACGCCGACGCCGACGCACGCGGCCGAGAAAUGGGUCGAACAGGCUGUGGACGAAAUUCUGCACCUGAAGAUCCUCGAGUCGCUGAUCGACGCCGAGAAGCCGAGCACGAUCGUCCUGGCCACGGGCGACGCCGCCGAGGCGGAAUACUCGGGCGGGUUUCUCAGAAUGGUCGAGCGCGCCCUUGAGAAAGGGUGGAGCGUGGAGUUGGUCAGUUUCAAGAUGAACACGAGUAGUCUGUACAAGAGGAAGGAGUUCCGGGCCAAGUGGGGGCCGAUGUUUAAAUGGGUCGAGUUGGAUCCGUAUGUCGAGUUUUUGAUCGACGAGGAAGAUGACUACUAGCUUUACGAGGAUUUGCCUCACUAACCUCAGUUCUGGGCUUCGGCUGGGCGGGGGCAGGGCAGGGAAAGGGCUUGGGCCAUGUCCGGUCUGAUCCUGGGUUCGAUAAGAUCCUUCAUGGAAAGCAGAGUUCGAGUUUGACGUCGAGUCACGCGUCGAGUCACGGGUUUGAGUCUCAACAUGUUCUCUUGCCGCGACAUCUGCUGGACUACACGAUUGAUCGAGACCAUCCACGAGUACACAGAAGAGUUGCUGGAGGUGCAAAGCUGGACUAAGCUAUUGAUCAACCGUCCACGUGUACACAGGAGAGUUGCUGGGGUGCGAAGCUGAAGAGAAGAUACGUCUGAGUACACAGAAGAGUUGCUGGGGAUGGCAAAGCUGAAGAGAAGAGAAGAUACGUCUGAGUGAAACAGAAGCAGACUCUGUUCGUCGAAGAACAGUUCUGGUACCAGCUUACUUUAUCCAGAGUGGUAUAAGUACAGCGAGGUCAUGAGCCUUUGUCGGUGUUCUGCUCUGCUCGGUUUUUCCCUCAGAGUAUAUGUACCUAGGUAUAUCUCUGCAUCUGCAGUCUACCAGUGCCAUCUGAACUGUGCUGCUAGCGUAUAUAAGGUAGCGAGCUGAAUGGAAUGGAAGGCGAAGGCGAAG
Exophiala xenobiotica is the source of this 2377-nucleotide messenger RNA. RefSeq lists its product as uncharacterized. Gene Ontology annotation, molecular function: small GTPase binding; guanyl-nucleotide exchange factor activity. The record is from RefSeq and is a predicted model, not a curated record. Gene Ontology annotation, biological process: protein import into nucleus. NCBI's taxonomy places the organism in Eukaryota, Fungi, Ascomycota, Eurotiomycetes, Chaetothyriales, Herpotrichiellaceae. The transcript has a single exon. Bases 212 to 1735 code for a protein of 507 amino acids. Gene Ontology annotation, cellular component: nucleus.